ACCAACUAAGAAAACAACAAAGACAAACUUUGACAAACAUCGUGUUUGUACAUGUCUUGUUUUAUACUUAAAAUAAAUCAUAUUCUUUGUUGUGUCCGCUUUCACGUCUUCGUUUGGGAAUCUUUAGCAGCUUUGUUUUGCCUUAUCAACAACGUCAAAGCUAUCUAAAAUAAUACCCCCUACACACAUAUUAUACAAAAACAACUUUGUAAUGGACAUCACUAUUGGUGAAUUUUGAUGCGUUUGACAUUGUUUGAAUUAUACUUCCCAUGGCCCAUACUCAAUUUCACUUCACCUACUACUACAAUUGGUAAAUUCUCAGGUCAGCCAUUGUUACUUAUCUAUUAGUCCUCAGAGUCGAGGCUGCCACGACCAGAAUGAGAGAAUUCUCUCAUUUAUCGCGUAGGACGAUCUUAAUUUUCGCAUUGUUUCUGGUGGUGGAAUCAGCUGAGAUCAGUGAAUUUUACCCAAGUGAAAGAGAUGCUUUGUUGCAGCUUAGAGAUGGUGUGAAUUCAAGUGUUCUUGAUUUGCAUAAACAUUGGACAGGGCCACCUUGUUACAAGAACCAGAGCAAAUGGGCUGGAAUUUCUUGUUCUGAUGGGCAUGUAACUGCACUUGUUUUAGAAGGAUUUCAGUUAACUGGUUCACUUCCACCAACAUUCUUGGAGAACAUAACUAACUUGACGAAAAUCAGCUUUCGAAACAAUUCAUUGUAUGGUCAUGUUCCCAAUCUCACAGGACUAGCUUACCUAGAAUCUGUGUUUCUUUCAGACAAUCGAUUCUCGGGCUUGAUUCCAUAUGGUUACAUUGAGCUGCAGAAACUGAGAGAAUUGGAGCUCCAGGGGAAUGUACUUGAAGGUUCAAUUCCACCUUUUGAUCAACAGACUUUGAUUGCGUUCAAUGUGUCUUCGAAUAAACUAGAAGGACCAAUCCCUGAAACACCUGUCCUGAAGAGAUUUCCGAAGAGCUGUUAUGGGGAUAACGCGAAUUUGUGUGGUGAGGUUCUAGGAAUACCUUGUUCAACACCACCUGCAAAUCCACCUAAAGCACCAGGUGAAAAGAAAAGGAAUGGACUUAAAGUAUGGAGUAUUGCUUUGAUAGCAGCAGGAGGAGCAGCACUUGUCUUUGUUUCAAUCAUGUCCAUUUUAUUAUGUUAUUUUAGAAGAUCUAAAAGAAAGGAAACACUAGAAGAAGACAAACAAGAAAGUAUUUCAACAGAGAAUGUGAAAAAGAGAAGUUAUUGGUUAGAGAGCAGAGAAGAUCCAGUAAGAACAUUGGACUUGACAUUCUUUGACAAGGACAUGUCAGUCUUUGACAUGGAUGACUUGCUAAGGGCAUCAGCUGAAGUUUUAGGAAAAGGAAAGCUAAGCACAACAUACAGAGCAAUCUUGGAAUCUGGUUCUGUUGUUGCUGUCAAAAGACUCAAAGAAAUGAAUUCAUUGAGCAAGAGGGAAUUCACCCAACAAAUGCAUUUGCUUGGAAAACUGAGACAUGAAAACCUUGUGGAAAUGAUUUCCUUCUACUAUUCCAAGGAGGAGAAGCUCAUCGUUUAUGAAUACGUUCCUCAGGGCGACUUGUUCGAGCUCUUACAUGAAAAUAGAGGAAUUGAGAGACAACCACUAAACUGGACUUCAAGAAUAUCCAUCAUAAAGGAUGUAGCAAAGGGUCUAAAUUUCUUGCACCAGACCUUACCAGCACAAAAAGUUCCACAUGGAAACAUCAGAUCAAAAAAUGUCCUAAUCUUGCAAGACCCCCAAAGCAAGAACUACCAUUCCAAGUUGACAGAUUAUGGAUUCUUGCCUUUGUUACCGUCUAAAGAAUCCUCAAGCAAAUUAGCAGUUGGAAAAUCUCCUGAGUUUAUUCAAGGGAAAAAGCUAACAAGAAAAGCUGAUAUAUACUGCUUUGGUAUUCUUCUCUUGGAAGUGAUCACUGGAAAGGUACCUGGUGAAUUGUUUUCACCAGAAAAUGGGGGUACUAGUAUUGUUGAUGAUGAUUUGUCAGAGUGGGUAAGGACAGUGGUGAAUAAUGAUUGGUCAACUGAUAUUUUGGAUGUGGAAAUACUUGCACAAAAAGAAGGGUAUAAUGAAAUGUUGAAACUUACUGAAUUGGCUUUGCAGUGUACAGAUGAAGCACCAGAGAAAAGGCCUAAGAUGAGUGAAGUGUUUGGGAGAAUUGAAGAGAUUGAAGUUGAACAAAAGAGUGUUGUCACUGAUGUGGAAGCUGAUUCACCAGUCUCUUAGUUCAAGACUUGAAAGUUCCCUCCUAAACUGUAAUCAAGCAGCAGCAACAACAUACCCAGUAUAAUUCCAACAGGUAAGGUUCGAAAAAAGUCAAAUGUACACAUAGUUACUCCCUUCCCACCUAUAAAGCCAACAGAUGAAAUCUGAAGACAAUGGGCUGUACACAUAUCUUACGUUUACCUGACACGGUAGAGAGGCUGGUUCCUAAACUGUAAUCAAGAAAGUUUGAAGUUCGAUCAGGAAGAGGCUUUUAGCUCAAGAGCAGAGUUUAACUUAGUUUUAAUGAUAUCAUUCUCAUUCUUUCAAGUUAAAAUUCUUUGUAGAUAUUGAUGUAUUAUUUCCAUUAUUCAUCUUUUACUUGAUGAAAACACCCUUUUGAAGGAGUAGCAUAUAGUGCAGUUUCUCUUUUCGUCAUUUUUC
This is a messenger RNA of Capsicum annuum, 2660 nucleotides long. RefSeq names its product probable leucine-rich repeat receptor-like protein kinase At1g68400. The record is from RefSeq and is a predicted model, not a curated record. NCBI's taxonomy places the organism in Eukaryota, Viridiplantae, Streptophyta, Magnoliopsida, Solanales, Solanaceae. The transcript has 3 exons. The coding region runs from base 378 to 2240 and encodes 620 amino acids. Gene Ontology annotation, molecular function: protein kinase activity; ATP binding. Gene Ontology annotation, biological process: protein phosphorylation.